Molecule: messenger RNA, 934 nt
Organism: Megachile rotundata (alfalfa leafcutting bee)
Lineage: Eukaryota; Metazoa; Arthropoda; Insecta; Hymenoptera; Megachilidae
Gene: Lsm11
Product: U6 snRNA-associated Sm-like protein LSm11
Biological process (GO): mRNA 3'-end processing by stem-loop binding and cleavage
Cellular component (GO): U7 snRNP
Molecular function (GO): U7 snRNA binding
Source: RefSeq, a predicted model, not a curated record
GUACGUUUCAAUCGUGGAUACGAAUUUUGAAAUCGCGCGCCAAAAAGCGCGCCAGCCAGUCGUGUUAUGGCAGACGACGAGAGCAGUUCGACGUCCGACGAGAGUCUGGACAUUAAAAGCGUCAAAUUUAAUCCGAUAAAAGCUCUAUAUUCUUCGAAAAUACAGCUUUCGGCGUUGAAAGCACCAGUCUACGAUAAUGUAUCGAAAUUCGAAUCGGUGUUGUUGGGUUUGUCCGCUAAAUCGAAAAAGAAAAACGUGACGGACACAGUUGGACGAGGAGAAUGCUCGAGACGACGAUUUUUACCCCAUCAAGAACCCGUGGCUGGCAAGAAGACUGGAAGAGGACAAGGAGAAUCGAUAGAAGGGAAGAACGUUCUGUCGAAAAUGCAAAAGACUUUCGGGCCGCUCGGAAUGCUUUACGGAUACAUGGAGAGUCGUACACGAAUUAAGGUCUACACGAGGAACGCGUACGGAAUAAGAGGACACGUGGAAGCGUAUGUGGCCGCCUUUGACAAGCACUGGAACCUCGCGCUCGAGGACUGUUUUGAAGUUUGGACUCGUAAAACGAAGAGGAAAGCACCUGCGCGAGGUGGUACGCAGGACGUGAUCGUGAAACAAGAGGACGAUGCCGCGCCCAAAGUAGUCGUGAAGAAGAUCGAGGGAAAGAAGGAGACCUUGGAGAGACACGUGCCGCAAAUGUUGCUGAGGGGAGAACAGGUCGCUAUAAUCGUCAAAAUCAAUUGAGUCAGUGAAUGCGCCUUGGCACACCGGGAACGGACACACAUGCGACGUCACUCGAUGCUUCCUCGACGCAUCGGAUCGUACGAGCCACGAUUCACCGCUACGUUCAUUGUGUAACUUAUUUUUAUUUUCUAACAGUGUUGCUUUACGCGCGCAACCUGCAGCGAUUUCGAAUAAACGUUUACGAAUGUUA